AUGUCAGAUUCUGCAGGCUCAGGAUCUGGAAAUGGAUCAGGUGCUGGAGGAGGUAAUGGUGAUAGUGGAAGUGGAAAUGGCUAUUACAACAACGGAUAUAAUGAUUCAUAUUACCUGAAUAACAACUAUAGAGGUUCUUAUAGAGGUGGUUCAAGAGGUGGAUACAGAGGUAGAGGAGGUUAUGACGGGUAUAAUAAUUCAUAUAACUCAUAUCGAGGCGCUAGUAGAGGUGGAUAUCGUGGUGGUCAUUAUUCGGGUGGCGGAGGUAGAAAUACUUCAACUUAUAUUGGAUCUGGAAGUAGAACUGAAAAUGAUAAAGGUGAUACCAAUGAUGAAGAAGUGAAUACUGAUAAUCCUCAUUCUGCUGCUGCUGCUCCAAAUGGCGAUGAUUAUAAUAAUAACUAUGAUGAUGGGUAUUCCUAUAAUGAUUCUUAUAGAGGUGGAGGAUAUCGUGGUAAUAAUUAUCGUGGAAGUGGUAGAGGUAGAGGAGGAUAUCGUGGAGGAUAUCAUAAUCAUAAUUCAAGUCAUCAUGAUACAUAUAGUGUGGAUAGUAAUUCUUCAAGUGGUACACCAGUUCAUACUCGAGAUAGAAUUCAUAAUCCAAGUGAAUCAAGUCCAUCUACUAAACCAUCAACAAGAGGAUUUAAUAAUCCUUGGAUUGGGAUAUUACAAAUCGAUUCUGAAAAAGUUCAAGAUACUUUAGAAUCAAAUUAUAAUGAUCUUACCAAUGUUAAUAAAGAAAUAUUAGAACUUCAAAAAUCAAGAAUAAAAUUAGAAAAUUCAAUGGUAUAUCUGGAAAAUCAAUUAGAAAGAGAAGCUUUGAAUGUACAGUUAACCAAUGAGAAGUUAGAAGAAUAUACUUAUUUGUGA
Scheffersomyces coipomensis is the source of this 870-nucleotide messenger RNA. RefSeq lists its product as uncharacterized. Lineage: Eukaryota; Fungi; Ascomycota; Pichiomycetes; Serinales; Debaryomycetaceae. The record is from RefSeq and is a predicted model, not a curated record. The transcript has a single exon. Bases 1 to 870 code for a protein of 289 amino acids.